AUGCGGAGUAAUUUGGUGUUGGCGAUUGUGUGCAUCUAUGGAAUUGCCAAGGAAUUUCGGCCCGCGACGCCAUUCCUGACGCCUUUUUUGGUGUCAGAAGAGAAGGGAUUCACGAACAAGGAGGUUUACAAACAAAUGUAUCCCUUCUGGACGUAUUCGUAUCUACUCGUUUUAGUAAGUUGUUUUCUAAUUUUACAGGAAAAACAAGUAUGUAAAAACGAAAAAAGUAUUUUUAAAUAUUAGGUUGGAACGAAAGUUUUCCCCUUUGUUUUUUUUUCAAACAAAUUUACUUCACAGUUGUAACGGUAUAAGCCGUGACUCCGAAAGUUCGUGCGGGACAAAUUAACCAUACUUCCACACUUUUCCCAACCGAUGUAGGUGGUCCAUUAUGGUAGUAUGGGAGAGCCCAAGGAGCUCUCCAAGUUCACGUGAUGGUGAUUUGGGAUAGCUCUCGAUUAAGCCUUUUAGGGCGUCAUCAUCGAUCUCAGAUGGCCGCCAGAACUUGGUCGUCUGGCUCCUUUUUUUGAACCUAAAAGAUUACGUCCUUGCCUAUAACAUCCAAGAUUUCGGUUAUAUCUUCCAUGGGUUUUAUUUUUCUGCGAUAGUUUUAAAAUUGGACGCAUCGAACCAGCAACUUUGGGACGGAAAUUUUUCCACUUUUGGAGAGCGCUAUGGGGACAAGUUACAUAUCUGUCUACAUGUUAUUAAGUCACCCUUACAUAGUCGCAUGAUAAAACUUUCCAGGAAGUUUCACAACUUCCAUGACUUUUCCCGACAAAUACAUAACAACACAAACCCACGCAUAGUUAAGGAUAGGCGACGGAUGUGAAAUUGUGUCGCAUUUUAUAUUGCACUAACGACUGGGAUGGAAUGUAAAUUUAAUUGGAAGAGUAUUUUUGUCUUUUCAUUAUAGCCUAAUAACGGUCAAUAUUGCCAGCUUUUCGGAUUGUGCGAAUAAAUUGUGAACCGAACGACAUGAUAAAAAAAAACCAAUUAGAUUGAAUUGUUAAGAUUAUCGAAGUUACAUUGAAGUGCACUUUAAAGUCUUGGGUGAUGAAAUGACGAUUUUUCUUUAUCUAAUGCAGUCCGUGAUGUUCGCCACCUUUACGUGAAAAAAACGUCAGUGUCAUCUGCAAUCAAUUUCGCGUCCCGACUUUUCGGGUCGACGACUGUUCGGGUCAACACAAAAUCAAUCGAUACGCGGCAUAGGGCAGGUGGAUCCCCAAAAAGGGGUUGUAGGAAGCGCCUACAAGGCCUGGCAAAGCCGUUAGAUGGUCGGCGAACGCUCGACGAAGCCUCGGCGAAGACUUGUAACAUGUCCGCUUUUUUAAUUUUGGCUAUCACUAACGUUUGUUUUUCUUUUUCCUGAGUUAUUGUGUAGCGGGUGGUAUUGUUCCGUUGGUUCUGUAGCGCAUCUUAAUUAGCUCAGAGGGUGUGCGUACAAAUGUACCAUUUUGCAUCCUCGUGUUUUGCUACAUUCUUUGAUACAUCCCGGAUUACCGUUUGAAAGAGAGAGGAGGGGGGGGGGAUGUUUUUGGGGCCUACGUUUUCUAAAGAUCUCUAAACUUCUCCAACAAAGUAGCUGUACUGGCCAUUGAAGACAAGAAACUUGCCCAAAAUUUUAUUUUAUUCCAUUAAAAAGUCAAUGUUUUAAUUAAAAUUAGUUUUCUUGAAUUCCUUGGCGUCCAGUACUCUACUCCCAUUUACUGCUUCUUCUUGCCCCCGGCAAGUUUGUCCUCGAUCUUUUUAACAGCCUCGCGGUAUUCUUUCUCUGUCAUUUUUGGUCCGCUCAGCACAUCAAGGAGGCUUUCAAUAUCGUCCACUAUACUACAAAUUUUUGUUUUUUUGCCAGCUUCUUUGUAGAACAUGAUGUCUUCAAGGAAGUCGCCCAACUUUUUGUUCAUCUACUUGAGGUUUCCGCGAAUUCGGUCGUUAACUUUGUUCUGAAACUCUCAAAUGGAAGUAGGCCGUUUAGUGCACAACGGGAAUAGCCGUAUUUUGAACAAAACGAACCUUUGCCAUGGUCUUCAGAUAUUGGUAGCAUAUCCGAAGAUUACAGUUUUCAACGCGAGUGGCUACGGGAAUCAGAUUAUCACGUAUCUGUUUUGCUUUUCUGACAACUUUGUCGAAUUCCGGGCCUCUAGGAUCGUUGUCUUUGAUGCUGAGAACGUUGUUGUCCUGCUCGCUGAUAUCCGCUGAAAUGUUCAUUCUUUCUCUGUCCGAAAUAGUGUUCAGCUGAAAGAAGGGGCUUAGCGGGAUUGUUGACAAUAAGAAAAACUUUUGCUUAGUUUUAACCAAAGAACACCACUAUUGACAGUGUCAGUGACAUGCGCUAAGCUAAUGGCACGAAUUGCUUGUUUAAAGAGGUACUUUUGAACCGCGUAUUUGACAGAUUGAGAAACAAAACGUCCAAAAAAAUUUAUUCAAAACGAAAUGUCAACAAAUGUGUUUUCGUCUACUGUUGUAAAUACUAGUCCGUUCGAAAAGUCGCUGGAGUGAUAGCAAAAGUUUUCUUCGCCCUAUGCAAUUUCGUACUUUUUGCGCCGUAGCCUUUCGGGCUGUCGCAUGCACCCUGCAUUUUUUCGCACAGUGCGUCACCGAAAUCACUCCGGCGCUUGACGAACGGACUAGUAUUGUAAUAACGACGAAAAAAAGCCAGCAUUAUAUUUGCAUGCUUUCUAAUGAUUACAUAUAAAGGUGGUCAUAUAUAUGUAAGAUCUCGGAACUUUUUUUCCCCAAAUCGCGAUUUUCAGUGCACAAAAAAGUCGACGCCCAAAACGAAAAAUUGGCGUCGGCUUAUUUUUUUCUCGGCACCGAAUUCUGAAAUUCGGUAAAUUUUUCUAAGUUUUUCGAAAUCAGUGAACAAAGUCUGCUCCGAAGACUUCAGUGCUUAAGUCAGCACGCAUUUCGGAAUCCGGUGCUGAAAAAAUUACGUUGACGCCAAUUUUUCGAUUUGGGCGUCGACUUUUUUGUGCACCGAAAAUUGCGAUUUGGGAAAAAAAAAUUCCGAGAUCUUAUAUGACCACCUUUAUAUCUUACUGUUCGCAAUUUUGCCAAUUUUGUUCUUUCGGCCGGACAUACAAAAAAAUUUUUGUUUCUCGUUGUCCAGGCCCUUUAUAAGCUAGCCACACUGAACCUUUAACGGAAGGCAAAGUUUCUCCUUUUAACAAAUCUUCUUUAACUCUCAAACUCUACAACUUACCAUUUCCAUAAGCCGUACUGUAAAUGCUCCAACCAAGUUUUCGUCGUAUUCGAAACCAGAGUCUUUAGCCACAAGAGUUAUUUUACGGAUUAUUUCCGCCUGCUUGUCGCCGCUUGCAUCGACGACAACCAAGACAAGACAUAACAGCACAAACCCACGCAUAGUUAAGGAUAGGCGACGAAUGUGAAUUUGUGCCUGAGUUUAUAUUGCAGCAUCGACUGGGAUGGAAUGCAAAUUUAAUGGGACGAGUAUUUUUGUCUUCUCAUUAUAGUCCAAUAAAGCGCAAUAAUGCCAGCUUUUCGAAUUGUGUGAAUAAAUUGUGAACGGAAGAACAUGAUAAAAAAACCAAUUAGAUAGAAUCGUUAAAUUUAUCGAAGUUACAUUGAAGUGCACUUUUAUGUCUUCGGCGAUGAAAUAACGAUAGAUUUUUCUUUGUUUAAUGGUGUCCGUGAUGCCCUGUUGUCAUUUUGAGCGAAAAUCGGCACCGAUAGGUGGCGGCAAAAAACCUCGGAAUGCUGUGCAUAAUAGAAGUUAUUUUCAGUUGGUUUUUGAUGGAACUUGCGCAAAUUCAGACCAACUUUUCUCUAAUAAGGCAAGUUCCCGCAUUUUGUAACAGCUGCAUAGAUUUUUAAGGGCGUAUUUUUCCAUCGAGAUCCGUGGCUUUACGAAACUUUUUCAAACUGUACAAAAAUUGAAAAAUUGUCUCCUAGACAUUACAAACAACGUUUCCAUUAACAUUUUUUCAAAAUUAUUUGUCAUAUCUCGGAAAACUGUAACUUGACCACAAAUCCUAUAUCUCAAAAACUAGAUCUCCUACAAGGACGGGAUCACUGCUUUAAGAAGAUUGGAGAAAAUUUAUCAGUUUUGUAUUUAUAUUUUUUUUCCCAAAAUGAAAAAAUUGGUGUGUACUUCGUAUUUUAACUACUCCUUAGAUUCCAGUCUUCAUUUUGACGGAUCGUCUAAAGUACAAGCCCGUUGUGGUUUUGGAGGCGCUCAGUUUGACUGCCACUUGGACUUUGUUAUGUUUCGGAACCACUAUUCGGCAUAUGCAAAUUAUGCAGAUUGUUUUCGGUAAGUAUAGUAAAUAUUAACAACACCGUAUUUUAAAAUAAUUUUCCAUUUUUUUUCAAUUUCAGGCAUUGCCUCGGCCUCUCGAAUAGCCUACUUUUCCUAUAUUUACGCCGUCGUGGACAAAAGUCAAUUCAAAAAAGUGACGUCAUACAUUCGAAGUUCGGCGUUGGUCGGCAAAUUUCUUGCAUAUUUGUCAGCACAAGUGCUGAUUUUGACGAGCCUCGCUGACUACUUGAUUCUGAAUUUUAUUACGCUGGGAAUAGUCAGCAUUGCCCUGGUUUUAUCGCUGCUCUUACCGACAGUUCAGCGACCGAAAAUUUUGAAUCGAAUUUCGGCGGAAGAAGAGGGCCUCCACAACGUCCCAUUGACCGAAACCUCAGAAUUACAAGAUAAACAUAGCGAUAAAAGUCAAAGAAAUAUUGUCAUGGUAAGCGAAAAUUGUCUUAAAAAUUGUUUACAAUGGGUUAAAAAGUAAUCAAAAAAGCUUUUAGUAUAUAAUCAGCGAUUCGACGGUACUGAUAUGGUCAAUUUGGUGGGCAUUGGCGUCUUGUGGAUCGUUUCAAGUAGCGAAUUACGUCCAAUCUUUAUGGGAACCUAUGCAAAAGGAAGGACAAUUUGUGGGAAAUGGAUUUGUCGAGUGCUUGAAUACACUUACUAGUAAGUUGAAUUACGCAAACUUUUAUUAUGCGUUCGGUAAUAAGCUUCCUUUGGCCUAGAUUCAACGGCCUUUUUUAAUGUCAGCCAGCCAAUUCUUAGCGCUGCUUUACUCGAGUUUCAUAGGAUCUUGGCUUCGCUUAGUUUGCUUAGUUACAAGCGUUGAUGUAGCCUUCGUAACAUCCGCCAAGCAAUCCCGAAGCCAUAAUGAAUCCUCGGGCAACAUUCGUCUUGCUGUGAAGGGAAAAACAACAUGAAGGGCUGUUUCGGAGCCUAGGCUUGUUGGCCAAAAACGGCACCGCCUGCUGUCAUCGCUAACAGGAGAAGUACCCCAAGUGGGACGCUCAGAUUUUGAUGAAACAUGGCACAAACUUUGAAUAUUAUUUUCUAAGACAUAUUCGAGAAUCCUAGCUCGCUGUUUGCGGAAACAAUCGAGAUUUUUUGAUCGAAAAUCGGCGAAAAUUUGACAAUUUUUUGCCAAACUUUGGCACGAAAAGUUUCAUACCUAAUUUAUACCAUAGAGGGUAAUGCUUCCAGAAAACAUCAAUUUUUCCCGCACGAAACUAGCGAAGUUAUGGCCAAAAAGCGUUUAGAGCUCAAGCUAAAACUUUCGGGAAUUGAUAUUUAGUCUAUUCCCAACAUGUGCCGCACUUGGGGUACUUGCCUUGUAAGGAGCCGCUGAGUCUCGGCCGAAAGAAGCUGGAGACCCACUAAUUGUAUACGUUUACGGUGACAAAGCGGCUUACGGGCAAAAACAAUAAGGCGAAUGGAUUCAAGAGAUCCUCAGAUUUCUUUCAAGUUUCGUCGAUAAUGAUCAUGAGAAAUCGAAGACAAAAAUUUGACCCUUUAAUUCACAAAAAUUGGUCAAUUGUUUUCAAGUUUCGACUUGAAAAUCAUGGGGUUUUUCUGCCGAAAGAUUUUUAGUUAUUGUAAGAAGUGUAUGAAAACGAAUCGUAUUUUACAAACAUAUACACAUGAAAGUUUUAAAAUUGAUUUUUCAGGUACCCUGCUCACCUUCUCCCUCCAAUACAUCAAGUUUGAUUGGAGUAAACGCUCAGAACUCGUCUUCUUUUCCUCUUCUCUGACCUCCUCUCUCCUCCUCUAUGGAAUGGCCCAAACUUCUUCCAUCUGGAUAUCGUAUCUUUUCUACAUUAUCAACUCUUCGUUAUAUCAAAUGUUAAUGGCAGCAGCAACAGAUACAAUCGCAGAGAAGAUUGAGUCGCGAAGAUACAGCCAGAUCUUUGGAUUCAACACGUUUUUGGCCCUACUUUUACAGUCCAUCCUCACGUUUACAGUGAAUCAUCAGCUGGAUAUGGAGAUUCGAAGUCAAUUCUUCGUUUACAGCGUGUACUUCGGAGCGAUUUGCGCCGUUUUUGCGGUGUAUUGUGUAAUUUCGAGGUGUGUGAAAUGGUUUAGCAAAGAAAGUUAA
This is a messenger RNA of Bursaphelenchus xylophilus (pine wood nematode), 6356 nucleotides long. The record is from the annotation of a GenBank genome assembly. NCBI's taxonomy places the organism in Eukaryota, Metazoa, Nematoda, Chromadorea, Rhabditida, Aphelenchoididae.